Molecule: messenger RNA, 2626 nt
Organism: Aethalodelphis obliquidens (Pacific white-sided dolphin)
Lineage: Eukaryota; Metazoa; Chordata; Mammalia; Artiodactyla; Delphinidae
Gene: ABCD4
Product: ATP binding cassette subfamily D member 4
Exons: 19
Coding region: 108-2291 (727 amino acids)
Biological process (GO): peroxisome organization; fatty acid beta-oxidation; very long-chain fatty acid catabolic process
Cellular component (GO): peroxisomal membrane
Molecular function (GO): ATP binding; ATP hydrolysis activity; long-chain fatty acid transmembrane transporter activity
Source: RefSeq, a predicted model, not a curated record
GCCGGGUGCCGGGGCCCCUCCCCUCUUCGGCGGCAGCGAGUUUUUCGGACUCUACCCUGAGCGGACCCGGGGGCUACCGGGCUCUCGCGUCGGUCGGAUUCCGGGUCAUGGCGGUCCGGGGGCCCGCGCCCCGGGCUAGCGCCCGGACUCUGCUUCUCCUGCUUUUCUUCUUCAGGCCCAGGUUAGAUCUGCAAUUUUUCCAGCGGUUCCUGCAGAUACAGAAGGUUUUGUUUCCCUCUUGGUCAUCACAGAAUGCCUUGAUGUUCCUGACUCUUUUGUGUGUGGCCCUACUGGAACAACUGGUGAUCUACCGGGUUGGCUUGCUUCCCAGUCAGUACUUUGGGGUCCUAGGAAACAAAGAUUUAAAUGGGUUUAAGACCCUGACGUUCCUGGCUGUUGUGCUCAUCGUCCUCAACUCCAUGCUGAAGAGCUUUGACCAGUUCACCUGCAACCUGCUGUAUGUGAGCUGGAGGAAGGACCUCACCGAGCACCUCCACCGCCUCUACUUCCGGGGCCGCGUGUACUACACCCUCAACGUGCUGCGGGAUGACAUCGAUAACCCGGACCAGCGCAUCAGCCAGGACGUGGAGCGGUUCUGCCGGCAGCUCAGCAGCGUGGCCAGCAAGCUGAUCGUCUCCCCCUUCACCCUCAUCUACUACACCUAUCAGUGCUUCCAGAGCACCGGCUGGCUCGGGCCUGUGAGCAUCUUUGGGUAUUUCAUUCUGGGAACCGUGGUGAACAAGAUGUUGAUGGGUCCCAUUGUGGCAAAACUGGUGCAGCAGGAGAAGCUGGAGGGGGAUUUCAGGUUCAAGCACAUGCAGAUCCGGGUGAAUGCUGAGCCUGCUGCUUUUUUCAGAGCUGGGCACGUGGAGCACAUGAGGACAGACCGCAGGCUGCAGAGACUCCUUCAGACCCAGAGGGAGCUGAUGUCCAAGGAGCUCUGGCUGUACAUCGGCGUCAACAUGUUUGACUAUCUGGGCAGCAUCCUGAGUUACGUCGUGAUCUCAAUCCCCAUUUUCAGCGGCGUCUACAGAGACCUGAGCCCCACAGAGCUCAGCACCCUGGUCAGCAAGAACGCCUUUGUAUGCAUGUACCUCAUCAGCUGCUUCACCCGGCUCAUCGAUCUCUCCACCACACUCUCCGAUGUGGCAGGCUACACACACAGGAUCGGGGAACUUCAGGAGACCCUGCUGGACAUGACCCUGAAGUCACGGGAUGGGGAGAUCCUGGACGAGAGCGAGUGGGACUUGGCCAGGACUCCAGGAUGGCCAGCAACAGAGCGAACAGAUACAGCUUUUCUUCUUGAGCGGGUCUGCAUCUCCGCCCCCUCCUCUAACAAACCCUUAAUCAAGGAUCUGAGCCUGAAGAUCUCUGAGGGGCAGAGCUUGCUUAUCACAGGCAACACGGGCACCGGCAAGACCUCCUUGCUCCGGGUUCUGGGUGGCCUCUGGGCGAGCACAUGGGGCUCAGUGCAGAUGCUGAUGGACUUUGGACCCCACGGGGUGCUGUUCCUGCCACAAAAGCCAUUCUUCACUGACGGGACCCUUCGGGAGCAGGUGAUAUAUCCCUUGAAGGAGAUCUACCCGGACUCAGGUUCUGCUGAUGAUGAGAGGAUCAUAAGGUUCCUGGAGUUGGCAGGCCUGCAAGUCUCAACAGUGUGGCUGGCGGACUGCUCUCCCAGCCCCACCGUGUCCAGCUUGGUGGCAAGGACAGAGGGUCUGGACCAGCAGGUCGAUUGGAACUGGUAUGAUGUUCUGUCCCCAGGAGAGAUGCAGAGGCUCUCCUUUGCCCGGCUCUUCUACCUGCAGCCGAAGUAUGCAGUGCUUGAUGAAGCCACCAGUGCCCUGACCGAGGAGGUGGAGAGCGAGCUCUACCGCAUUGGCCAGCAGCUGGGCAUGACGUUCGUCAGCGUGGGCCAUCGGCGCAGCCUUGAGAAGGUACCUGUGCCCGCAGGAUGGCCUGAGGAGGAGAAAGAAUGCCAAGGCUGGGCCUGGCCGGGGCCAGAGCCCCCUCAAAAUGGAGAGUGGGGAUGGCAGAGAGGGCAGGGAAUCUGUCACAGCCGGGGCAGCCUGAUCUCCGCGUGGUGGUGGUCUCUUGUAGUUUCACUCCUUGGUUCUGAAACUCUGUGGAGAAGGAAGGUGGGAGCUGACCAGAAUCAAAGUGGAAUGAAGCCAAGGCUGGCCACCGGCAGGAGAGCCAAGCCCAGGAGAUCGAGUCCCCAGGAGAGACCAGGAAGGCUGAUGGGGCAAGGAAGGAGCUCCAGGUUUGCCUCACAGGUCCCAUGUGGGUAGCACCAGCAGCAGUGGACUUAGCCCACGUGUGGCCCUCCGCAGGACCCUCAUCCUGCCAGGGUGCCUCCUGCUGCCUCAGCCAGAGCUUCGUACACUUGACGUGCUGAUUACUUCACAUAUGACCUCAGAUCGUGUUUUCUAAAGAAAACCUGAAAGUGUGAGAUCUAUAAGAAAUGCAGGGUCAAAAUGGAGAGUGUAUCGGACUUGGAGUCAAGAGAUCCAGGAAUCUUUUAGAAUACAUCAAUUUUGCAACAGUAGAUUUUUAACUUUAAUCAACUAUUUAAAUUUUAUAACUUUUUUUUAAAAGAAAAGAUAAACAUGUUUUUAAACUUGCA